GAAAGCUUUAAAACACAGGAUAAUGAUGAAUGCCUUAGAUUCAAACCAUAUAGCCAUCAGAAGUCGUUUGAACAUACACUAAUUAGUGGCUAGCUAGCUAGUACUACUGACCUUCCCUCAAAGUGACGUAGCCUAUAAUUUACAAACCACUUCGAUAGCUAGGCUUCGUAGCAAAGAGGCGGGCUACAGUUAGCUAAACAGACAGCAAAGAGGGCUGGCACUUCAAGGUGUGUUUCAUGUAUUUAAUAACAUUCCACACUGAUUCCGCUCCAUGCAUUACCAUGAGCCCGUCCUCCUCAAAUGUGCCACCAGCCUCCUGUGACAAAGUGAUUGACUAGGUAACGUUCGAUACAGUAGUUAGUUAGCAAACGUUAGCCCUCUGAUUCCAUCCUUGCUAGCUAGGCUAACGUUAGCUAGUUAACGCUGUCUACUAUGCUCUUCCGUUUUAAAGUGUAAAUAGCAACAGCUUCCUUCCUUUAAUACCGUAGCCACCACCAGAGUGAGCUCCAGUGAUGGCAUGUAAGAGCGAGUUGAGGUUCUGCUGCAUUGUGGAACAUUGAACCAUAGAGAUGAGGAGGGAGGCCAACAGAAGAAGGUGCCAAAACAUUUCAGUGUCACCGCUGUCAUGCUGUGGGACACAUCUAAUCUGACAUCUAAAUGCUUCCACGACAGAGAUGUGUGCAUGUGGAUGGGAGGUCUGAUUUUUCAGGAACAGGCAGAGGGGCAACUCUCAGAACAGAGCAUUUAACGAGUAUUACAGCCCUAUCAGGUCAAUCUCAUUUCAUUUGUAUCAAUAAGGUUUAUGCGAUUUGUCUCCCUUGAUAAAGGAUUUUUUAAAUAACAUUGCAGCCUUUUUGUUAUCACAGUUGUUAUAGAGGGUGAAUAUGAUGUAUAAUAUGAAAUCAAAUCAAAUUUAUUUAUAUAGCCCUUCUUACAUCAGCUGAUAUCUCAAAGUGCUGUACAGAAACCCAGCCUAAAACCCCAAACAGCAAGCGUAGAAGCACGGUGGUUAGGAAAAACGCCCUAAAAAGGCCAAAACCUAGAGAGGAACCAGGCUAUGAGGGGUGGCCAGUCCUCUUCUGGCUGUGCCGGGUGGAGAUUACAACAGAACAUGGCUAAGAUGUUCAAAUGUUCAUAAAUGACCAGCAUGGUCAAAUAAUAAUAAUCACAGUAGUUGUCGAGGGUGCAACAGGGGAGCACCUCAAGAGUAAUGUCAGUUGGCUUUUCAUAGACGAUCAUUGAGAGUAUCUCUAUCCGCUCCUGCUGUCUCUAGAGAGUUGAAAACAACAGGUCUGGGACAGGUAGCACGUCCGGGGGAACAGGUCAGGGUUCCAUAGAGCGCAGGCAGAACAGUUGAAAUUGGAGCAGCAGCAAGGCCAGGUGGACUGGGGACAGCAAGGAGUCAUCAUGCCAGGUAGUCCGGAGGCAUGGUCAUAGGGCUCAGGUCCUCUGAGAGAGAGAAUUAGAGAGAGCAUACUUAAAUUCACACAGGACACCGGAUAAGACAGGAGAAAUACUCCAGAUAUAACAGACUGACCCUAGCCCCCCGACACAUAAACUACUGCAGCAUAAAUACUGGAGGCUGAGACAGGAGGGGUCAGGAGACACUGUGGCCCCAUCUGAUGACACCCCCAGACAGGGCCAAACAGGCAGGAUAUAACCCCAUGAGCCUUGAUGUAUAACAGUGUCUUGCAGGCAUGGUAUUCACUAGAUAAAGGUAACACCAACAUAAAGUGUCUUAAUAGAGCGUUGGGCCACCACGAGCCACAACAGCUUCAAUGCACCUUGGCAUAGAUUCUAAAAGUGUCUGGAACUCUAUUGGAGGGAUGUGAUGCAAUUCUUCCACGAGAAAUUCCAUCAUUUGAUGGUGGUGGAAAACGCUGUCUCAGGCACCGCUCCAGAAUCCAGUGUUCAAUUGGGUUGAAAUGUGGUGAUUGAGGCGGCCACGGCAUGUGCUUUACAUAGUUUUCAUGCUCAUCAAACCAUUCAGUAACCACUCGUGCCCUGUGGAUGGGGUAUUGUCAUCAUAUGGGGAUAUAGCCAUGGUAGCCAAAAUAAUGGCCUGCCAAGCAUUUUUAUACAUGCCCCUGAAGAUCGAGAUUUGUAGCAAUAUAUAUACUUAAUUAUUACUUCUAAUGCAGUUAUGAACACCUGCUCUUUCCAUGAUGCAUACUUUCCAAGUGAAUUCAGGUGAAAGCUAUGAUCCCUUAUUGAUGUCCUUGUAAAUGAAGGGGAGAAGGAUUUUUAAGCCUUGAGGCAUGGAUUGUGUAUGUGUGCCAUUCAGAGGGUGAAUGGGAAAGACAAAAUAUUUAAGUGCCUUUGAACGGGGUAUGGUAGUAGGUGCCAGGCGCACCGAUUUGAGUUAAGAUCUGCAACGCUGCUGGGUUUUUCAUGCGGAACCGUUUCCUCUGUGUAUCAAGAAUAGUCCAUCACCUGAAGGACAUCCAGCCAACUGUGGGAAGAAUUUGAGUCAACAUGGCCCAGAAUCCCUAUGGAAUACUUUCGACACUUUGUUGAGUCUAUGCCCUGACGAUUUGAGACUGUUCUGAGGGCAAAAGGGGGGAGGGGGUGCAACUCAAUAUAAUGUUUUGUACACUCAGUGUAUAUCCAUAUAGAGAUCUCAAGUACUUUAUGUCAGAUACUGUGAGUUUUAACCCUUCACUUCUGCUCUGUGCUAUUCUUAGAAAGGGCCACAAUGCUGAGGGAUUCCUCUGGAAGAGAGCUCUACUUAUUCUGAGCAGUAAAGCAUUUAGCAUUUAAGCAUUCAGCAUUUAACACCAUAGUACCCUUCAAACUCGUCAUCAAGCUCGAGUCCCUGGAUCUCGACCCCGCCCUGUGCAACUGGGUCCUGGACUUCCUGACGGGCCGUCCCCCAGGUGGUGAGGGUAGGUAACAACAUCUCUACCCCGCUGAUCCUCAACACUGGGGCCCCACAAGGGUACGUUCUCAGCCCUCUCUUUGUACUCCCUGUUCACCCACGACUGCAUGGCCAUGCACGCCUCCAACUCAAUCAUCAAGUUUGCAGACAACACUACAGUGGUAGGCUUGAUUACCAACAACGACGAGACGGCCUACAGGGAGGAGGUGAGGGCCCUCGGAGUGUGGUGUCAGGACAAUAACCUCACACACAACAAAACAAAGGAGAUGAUCGUGGACUUCAGGAAACAGCAGAGGGAGCACCCCCCUAUCCACAUCGACGGGACAGUAGUGGAGAGGGUAGAAAGUUUUAAGUUCCUCGGCGUACACAUCACGGACAAACUGAAAUUGUCCACCCACACAGACAUCGUGGUGAAGAAGGCGCAGCAGCGCCUCUUCAACCUCAGGAGGCUGAAGAAAUUUGACUUGUCACCAAAAACACUCAAAAACUUUUACAGAUGCACAAUCGAGAGCAUCCUGUCAGGCUGUAUCACCGCCUGGUACGGCAACUGCUCCGCCCAUAACCGUAAGGCUCUCCAGAGGGUAGUGAGGUCUGCACAACGCAUCACCGGGGGCAAACUACCUGCCCUCCAGGACACCUACACCACCCGAUGUCACAGGAAGGCCAUAAAGAUCAUCAGGAACAACAACCACCCGAGACGCUGCCUGUUCACCCCACUAUCAUCCAGAAGGCGAGGUCAGUACAGGUGCAUCAAAGCAGGGACCGAGAGACUGAAAAACAGCUUAUAUCUCAAGGCCAUCAGACUGUUAAAUAGCCAUCACUAACAUUGAGUGGCUGCUGCCAACAUACUGACUCAACUCCAGCCACUUUAAUAAUGGAAAAAAUUGAUGUAAUAAAUGUAUCACUAGCCACUUUAAACAAUGCCACUUCAUAUAAUGUUUACAUACCCUACAUUACUCAUCUCAUAUGUAUAUACUGUACUCUAUACCAUCCACUGCAUCUUGCCUAUGCCAUUCUAUACCAUCACUCAUUCAUAUAUGUUUUUAUCUACAUAUUCUUAUUAAUUCUUUUACACUUGUGUAUAAGGUAGUUGUUGUGAAAUUGUUAGGUUAGAUUACUUGUUGGAUAUUACUGCAUUGUCGGAACUAGAAGCACAAGCAUUUCGCUACGCUCGCAUUAACAUCUGCUAACCAUGUGUAUGUGACAAAGAAAAUGUUAUUUGAUUUAAAGACACAGAGAAAAGUCUCCUAGAAGGGAGGCUAUUUCAGCCAGUAAAGAAACUUGAGUUGUUGAGCAUGUUGGCUCCUAGCCUAUACCGGCUGUAACUGACUACCGAGGGUGGUUCUGUGCCCACCACAUCAAAAAGUGCAUUAAGUGUGAGUUGACAGUAUAUAAGCCAUGUAAAACUUGUCAAAGUGUUUGUUGAAGCAGAACCCUUCCAUUUAUGUAUUAGAAAAUUAUUAAUCCUGGA
Messenger RNA from Oncorhynchus nerka (sockeye salmon), 4349 nucleotides. RefSeq lists its product as uncharacterized. The coding region runs from base 2986 to 3702 and encodes 238 amino acids. The record is from RefSeq and is a predicted model, not a curated record. The transcript is spliced from 2 exons. NCBI's taxonomy places the organism in Eukaryota, Metazoa, Chordata, Actinopteri, Salmoniformes, Salmonidae. Gene Ontology annotation, molecular function: methyltransferase activity; 2-oxoglutarate-dependent dioxygenase activity.